CGGGGAGGGAGCGCAGCCCGCGCUCCGCCGCGCCCCAGCCUCCCGCUCCGCGCUGCCGCUGCCCGGAGAAGGCGGCGGUGGCGGCGGCGCUGGAGCCUGCAGCAGCCCCUCUCCUCCCUCCUCCAUUGAGUGUGCCAAACAGCAGCUCUGCAUCCUAAAGAAGAUCAUUGAGGGGCUCAUUGCAUUCCCAGCACGUUUCAGGCUUGCUUCUUUUUUUUUUUUUUUUUUUUUUUUUCCCUGCCUUUUUUUUUUUUUUUUUCCCUUUUGCCUCAGCUUCAGCAGGAGUAGAGAGACAGGGAGAGAGAGCCACAGAGAGGGAGAGGCAGAGAGAAACCAGCAAUCUUUAAACUCGAGCUUUUUUUUUUCCCCCCUUCCCCUCUUUUGCUUUUUUGCUAUUGUAACGAUGUGCUAAAAUCUCUCCUGCAAACCGGUAAGUACAACCUUUCUGGAUCCUUUUGUUUCCGCCUAGGGUCAAAGACACCCCCCUCUUCCAAAAAGAAGAUAUAAUAAUCCUCUUUAUUUAUUUUUUUAUUUUUUAUUACAGCCCUUGCAGAAGAGAAAGAACUUAAUAUUUUGCAAAGGAGACAGAGAGACUGAUACUGCAAUAUAGCUCUCAUCUCUCUCCCUUCUCCCCAAUUAGAUGCUGGUUUUAAUUGCAGAGGGUAUUUCUCUUUUCGUGCUUUCAACCAUCUCCUCUUUCCCACAGGGGAGGGUUUCAUUUGCAAGUUGAUCCUAAGGAUUUCUGUUCCUCUGGCAUUUCUCUCCCCUAAAUGCAUCCUUCUGCUCUUAAGUUUGUGGAUGGGGGGCAAAUUUUUCUAGUUCUUACACGAGGAAGGCAAAAAGGACCUUUUCUAUUGAGAGAUUAAGACUAAAAGCGACGAUCGCUCCGAACGGUUCUAAUGGGCAUUUCAGGGAUUCAAGGAAGGCUGCAUCACCGCCGUUAUUAUUACCAUCCUUAGCGUUCCUCUGUGCCCAUACAUUUAAAAUAUCUGGUGGAAGGAAGGGUGAAACCAUAUGUUGAAGGAGCUGCAUCUCAUUAGUGCAGCGUUAUUUUCAUCUGAUUGGAGAAGAAUGGUGUCUUCAUUCGGGAACGUAUAUAGUAGGAUAGCAAAUUUAUCGGCUGGUAAGUGUCAAGGUUUUGUGGUUUGUUUUUUUUUUUUUCCUCCACUUUUAGCUUUUUAACCGGGUCUCCUGCUUGGUCCUGGGGGCACAAAAUGCCCUAAUCCAAGGCAGGCUGAGCGUUUCAAUCCUAGGUGCCUCUUUAGCUGUCACUUCCCUUUAGAUCUGCUGAUCGCAUGGGCAUGUGCUUUAGAAAGAUUAAUCAUCUCUAAAUGCUUUAAUCAGCUAAAAUGACUAAUAUGUGGUGUGUAUUUAUCUGAUAAUAUACCAGUUGCAUUAAUUCACCGGCGCAUUUGCGAGGGGAAGCUUCCCUUUCGCAUCAGGGAGGGCUGUUAACCAUUUACUCUGGUGAAGAUGCUGUGGGGAUUUCUGAGGGGGAACCGUUCUGCCAGGGACAUCAGCAAACCCUGCACACUCCAUGCAACUUACGUGUGGAAUACAUUGAGCCGGGAGGGAGAGGGAUUCGAGGGCUGAGGCUCAAUAACUUUGGGAGUUUGCAUGGCUGCAGGAUGGAGUGCGACACUGGAGAAAUCUGCCCACCGGUGUUUCACUCCCCCCCCCGUAGCCGAUGGGGGCUGUGAUGGCCACAAAGCACCCAAGUGUGAGAUCUGUGGAGUUGCAAACGCUGGUCCUACGGUGGAAAUCGUGUAGAGAGAUGCAACACGUCCAUCCCGAGCGUGCUCGUGUUGCUGUGUGGGGCUGCAUGUGCUGUCCUCUUUAUAGGUGGCAUUUACCACGGGGAGGGGGAGAAGGGAGGCUGCUAUCGCGUGAUGGAACCGUCUACCAUCUCUUAAGUAUAAAUCAGGGCAAGGCUCGCCCAUCCCACACCCCUGGAGUUGGUUGUGAACGUCUGCCCAACAAUUGCUGAACUUUCCAAGAGCCUAACGCGAGUCUGGCAGGUAAGGGGCUUAAGUAAAAGGAGUGGGGCAGGGCAGAAACACUGAAAUCUGCAUUUUUCUUCCCGUUGCAGUUUUGUAAACACCAAGAAAUGAUGAAACCUUCCACGGCAGAGACGCUUCAUAAAGGAAGGAUGUUGUGGAUAAUUCUUCUAAGCACAAUUGCUCUAGCAUGGACUACACCUAUUCCCUUGAUAGAGGACUCGGAGGAACUGGAUGAGCCCUGCUUUGAUCCAUGUUACUGUGAAGUGAAGGAGAGCCUUUUCCAUAUACAUUGUGACAACAAAGGAUUUAUAAAUAUUAGUCAGAUAACAGAGUCAUGGUCGAGACCUUUUAAACUUUAUCUGCAGAGGAAUUCCAUGAGGAAAUUGUACACCAACAGUUUUCUUCACUUGAACAAUGCUGUGUCUAUUAACCUUGGGAACAACGCACUGCAGGACAUUCAGACGGGGGCUUUUAAUGGGCUCCGAGUUCUGAAGAGGUUGUAUUUGCACGAAAACAAAUUGGACAUUUUCAGGAACGACACUUUCCUGGGUUUGGAAAGUCUGGAAUAUCUGCAGGCAGAUUACAAUGUCAUUAAACGGAUUGAAAGCGGGGCAUUUCGAAACCUGAGUAAAUUGAGGGUCCUUAUCCUAAACGACAAUCUCAUCCCCAUGCUUCCCACCAAUUUAUUUAAGUCUGUGUCCUUAACCCACUUGGACUUGCGCGGGAACCGGCUGAAAGUCCUUUCCUACCGCGGGAUGUUGGACCAUAUUGGCAGGAGCCUGAUGGAGAUCCAGCUGGAGGAGAACCCGUGGAACUGUACGUGUGAGAUCGUGCAGCUGAAGAGCUGGUUGGAGCGCAUCCCCUACACUGCCCUGGUGGGGGACAUCACCUGCGAGACCCCCUUCCACUUCCACGGGAAGGACCUGAGGGAAAUCAAGAGAAGCAAGCUGUGUCCCAUGCUGUCCGACUCCGAGGUGGAAGCCAGCCUGGGCAUCCCUCAGCUGUCGUCCAGCAAGGAGAACGCGUGGCCUACGAAGCCUUCCUCCAUGCUGUCCUCCUUCCAUUUCACCGCCUCCUCUGUUGAGUACAAAACCUCCAACAAGCAGCCCAAGCCCACCAAGCAGCCCAGGGCGCCCCGGCCUCCCCCGACCCCCCGCGGCCUGUACCCUGGGCCCAACCAACCCCCCGUGGCUGCCUACCAGACCCGGCCCCCCAUCCCCAUCAUCUGCCCCACCGGCUGCUCUUGCAGUUUGCACAUCAACGACCUGGGCCUGACGGUCAACUGCAAGGAGCGAGGGUUCCACAACAUCUCCGAGCUCCUGCCCAGGCCCUUGAACGCCAAGAAGCUGUACCUGAACGGGAAUUUGAUCCAGAAAAUCUACCGCUCCGAUUUCUGGAAUUUUUCCUCCUUGGAUCUCUUACACCUGGGGAACAACCGGAUCUCCUACGUGCAGGACGGGGCGUUCAUCAACCUGCCCAACCUCAAGAGCCUGUACCUGAACGGGAACGACAUCGAGCGGCUCACCCCGGGCAUGUUCCGGGGCCUGCAGAGUUUGCAUUACCUGUACUUCGAGUACAACCUGAUCAGGGAAAUCCAGCCGGCGGCCUUCAGCCUCAUGCCCAACCUGAAGCUCCUCUUCCUCAACGACAACCUGCUCCGCACGCUGCCCACCGACGCCUUCGCCGGCACCUCCCUGGCGCGCCUCAACCUGCGCAACAACCACUUCCUGGCGCUGCCGGUGGCCGGGGUGCUGGAGCACCUGCACGCCAUCGUGCAGAUCGACCUGAAGCUCAACCCCUGGGACUGCACCUGCGAGCUGGUGCCGCUCAAGCAGUGGCUGGAGGGGCUCAGCUCGGUCAGCGUGGUGGGCGAGGUGCUGUGCUUCACCCCCGAGCCGCUGGCCCGCCGCGACCUGCGCUCCCUGGAGCUGGCCGCGCUGUGCCCCGCCGCCCUGCGCCCGCCGCCGCCGCCGCCUGCCCGCCCCCGCCGCCCUCUCGCCGCCGCGGCCACCGGCGCGGCCGCCUACGAGCUGCCCGCGGCCGCCGCCGCCGUGCCGCUGUCCGUGCUCAUCCUCAGCCUGCUCGUCCUCUUCUUCUCCGCCGUGCUGGUGGCCGCCGGGCUCUUCGCCUUCGUGCCGCGGCGCCGCCGGAGGAAGCUGCCGUUCCGCGGCCCGCGGGCGGAGGCGGCGGACCUGGGCGCGGUGCCGCUGCGCUGCCCGAGGCUCUUCCGAGGCGGCGGCGGCGGCGGCGGCGGCGGGGGCGGGGGGGCACCGGAGCGGUCCCCGGAGAAGGCGCCCCCGGCGGGCCACGUCUACGACUACAUCCCGCACCCGGUGACCCAGAUGUGCAACAACCCCAUCUACAAGCCGCGGGAGGAGGAGGAGGCGGCGGGCGGCGGCGGCGGUGGCGGCGGUGGAGGUGGAGGGGAGCCGGCCGAGCUGCUGCGGGGCGGCGGCGAGCGCGGCUUCGCCCACCCCGCCGCCCCCGCCGCCGCGCCGGAGCCCGGCAGCAGCUACCGCACCUUGCUGGAGAAGGAGCAGGAGUGGAGCCUGGCCGUGUCCAGCUCGCAGCUCAACACCAUCGUGGCCGUGCACCCCCAGCACCCCGCGGGCGGAGGGCUGGCGGCGGGCGCGCUCGGGGCGGCGGCGGCGGGGGGAGCCCCGCGGGACCGCGACCGCCCGCCGCCCUGCGCCGUGGGCUUCGUGGACUGCCUGUACGGCACCGUGCCCAAGCUGAAGGAACUGCACGUCCACCCCCCCGGCAUGCAAUACCCGGACCUGCAGCAGGACGCCAGGCUGAAGGAGACGCUCCUCUUCGCGGCCGGCAAGGGCUUCCCGGACCACCAAACCCCCACAAGCGAAUACCUCGAGUUAAGGGCCAAACUCCAAACCAAGCCGGAUUACCUCGAAGUCCUGGAGAAGACCACGUACCGGUUCUGACCGCCGCCCCGCCGCCCGCCCGGCCCCGCCGCCCGCGGGCAGAGGAUACAGCUGUGCGCUCUGCCCUGCCAGAUGUGCGCGCUGCGGGGCAGGGCCCUUCUCAGAUCAGUAAUCGACGAAGUGCCUUCGCAGACUUUUGCCAGCAGAUGUUAAUCAAUCAUUAUUUUUUAUACUGAAACUGAGACUUUGACUGUGCCAUGUCAUAAAGGUAUAUUAUUAUUAUUAUUAUUAUAUUAUUAUUAUGGGGGAUCUUUGUAUUGAUCCUGAUUAAGUAAAUUCUAUGUGUGUGUCUCUCUUUUUUCUUUUUCUUUAUCUUUUUUCUUUGUUUUUCUUUAUUCUUGUCCUUUGUUUUGUUUGUUGGCUUUUUUUUUUUCUUUUUUUAUUUCCGUUGCGAGUAAACUUCCUUGAUAUUUUCCCUUGGAGGGGAGGGGGAGGGAAGAUGGCAUUUUGUGGCUUGCUUUCUUCUUGCCCAUCAUGGCACAGAUUCUGUACAUUUAUUUAAAAGAAAACAAAAAUGCAAAGAAGCAAACGAGAGCGGUUUGCUGCAUGCCUGGAAACUGCAAGAGGGGAAGGGAGGGGAGGGUCUUGCUCGAAUGUCUCACUCUUGUCUCUCUCCCUCCCUCGCACGCACACUCACCCUCACCCUCCCCGCCACCCCGGCCCCUCCGCGCAGGGCGGCAGCGGGGCCCGGGGGCCGCGGGGGGAAUCCCGUGGGCUGGGGGGAACUCCCCCCCGUCCUCCCCGGAGCCGAGCAGCCCAAAGGAUGUCACCACGUGGCGCACACACCUAGGGGAUGCUCAGUGACACUUCAUCAUGACGCCAUGGUUUUUUGGAGGACAUCCGCACUUUCCUAAUAAAAGCAACAUGCAAAUAUACAGAAAAAAAGGGAAAAAAAAAAAAAAAAAAAGCUACUGGGCACCUCUCACUAACAGCUUUGUAGGAAGCACUUUUAAUGUUUUCUCUCAUGCACACAUACACGCACACACACACACACACACAAAGGUACAACAAUGUGCAUAUAUUUAUUCUGUAAUUUCAAGUGAAUAUAAAUUGUAAAGGUAAUGUUUAAUCAUUGUACAGUGAUGCGUCUGGUAUAGCUUUCCUAAUAAAACGUUUUGAAAAACAAUGCAUAUAUAUAUAUAUAUAUAUACAACCCCAAAUAUAUAUAUAUAUAUAGGAAUACAAAGCUUGAACCUGAAACUUCAGCUUCCCCCACGGAGAUUUCCUUCCCUCCCAUAACCUUGAACGCUAUUUUAUUAAUAACAGUUCGAUGCACUGUGAUGUUAACAGAGAAAAAAAAAAAACCUGUACAGCGUCUCUUGCCAAGAUACCACCCGAGACUGUCACAAAUCCGAUUUGCGAUCUGUAUCCCUGCUGUGCUGUGCUGAUAGUUAAAAAUACCGGGAAAACUGGGAGCGCAUCCCUCCGGAGCGCUGGCUCCCGGCCUGCUGGAGGCACCGAGGCUUCGCUGGGGUGUCCCCGCAGUCCGUGCGGGGCUGAGCGGUCAAAACGCGCAGGAGAGGGGGGGUGAAUUAAACCGCAAAUUCCAGUUUGGAAUGGGGCGGUGCGAUCUGGAAAGGCAGCGUCCCUCCCCGCUCCCGCCUCAAGCGGAGCGAGACCAAAGACGAUCGGGUUGCCCUGGCCCCGGGGCAGGUCCCGGGUGGUAUCUUGCCGCCGUUGGUGUGUCUGUUGUCCCCGGUGUCCCCACCCCGUGUCGCCGCCGGUGCGCGUCCCCGCGCGGCCGCCAGGUGGCACCGCCGCUCCAGCGCUGGGGCGGCCGCGGGAGCGCGCACGGAGCCGCUCCCGGGGCCGCCUCUGGAGCCGCUCCUGCAUCCCCGGCCCCUCUCCUGCCAUCCCACCCCGCCCCGCUGAAUGUACCCCCGGGCGCCUUAUUCCGGGGCGGGGCACAGCCCGUAGCUCCUCAAGUCCUUCAAAUAGCGAUUUUUAUACAGAAGUAUCCAACCUGUUUCAUAAAUAUAAUUUGCCUGAGCAGCGGUCCAGGGUGAUGUAUCCGGGUGUAUGGAGGUUAUUCCCCCCGCUGAGCUCCAAAGGUGCUGCCCGGAGCGCUCCUGCCGCUGUCCUGAGGGGAACGGGAUUUGUCAUCUCCCCCUCCUUCCUCCCCCCCUCCCAAGGUCACUCUCCCGACCAUCCACCCUCCUCCCUCUGGGGAACAGCUCGGUUUCACCCUGCACAAUGCGUUUUAGCAGAGAUAAACCCAUUAAUACUUGUUUUCCCCCCCAGUGUCGCUAUUUACAGCUCCAGCCAGGAUGCUCCUGGUAGGCUUUUUGGGUCCAUCUGUCUUGGAGAGUCAUGGUAGUAGCUGUGGGAGUCUGGAGACAGAGGGACAGCUCCAAACGUCUGUAAACCCAGCAUCACCUCCAUUACAUCAGUAAAAAAUGUUACCCAUCCGAAUUUCUUCUGUUGAGUUGAUACUGUGUUUUAUCACUGCUGCCUUCAGCUCUAACCCCUUGGGGUUGGUUCAUUUGUUCUCUUUGUUGCUUGUUUUUUUUUUGUUUGCUUUUUUUUUUUUAAUGGAUGAUAGAAGAGCAUGCACAUGCUAAAAGUAUGAACCAUGCAAGUGCAAAGGCCAGAUCCUCCUCAUCAUAAUUGUAAUAAUUACAUCGAUGAGCCUACAUGCAAGUAACACGUGGAGCUGUAUAAAUCAGGUUAAAGUACAACCCCCAGUGAGAGUGGUGCUGUAAACAUUUGGCAAUGUCACCAAACCCCCAAGUGUUCAUACUUGUAUCCAAACAGAGUAAAGCCUGUUGCAAAUAAUGUUUAUAUUUUAAUUAAACUGCAGAAAGGCAAGAGAAUUUCAAGGUAACUAUAGGCAGUAAUCUCGCCCGCGGACGGUGAGCAGAUCUAUUUAUUCAGUGGAAAAUAAAUUUGUUCUAUGAGAAUGGAAUUUUGUAUUAAAAGAGAUAAUUUUUGGCUUAUGCUGAGUUAUUUUUCUUUCCUUGCGUAGGAAACUUCCUUUUCCCUGUGCACUGAGAUGAUUUGGGGACGAGUUGCUCUGGAAGUGUUGACAGUAUUUUAAAGAGACGAUUCGCUUUGGAAUUGCUGACAGUAUUUAAGUGUGAUGUCUAAAGGGUGUUUUGAUGACUUUUAUUUUGCUGUUUCAUUGUGCUGAGCUGAGGGUUGAGGGGGUGGCAGCAGUGCUUCCCACUGCAGGAAACUAAAGUGGAUCCCUCACCUCUGAUCUGUGAUAGGUGACUCUUCACAUGCUUCAGCCUGGGUUACACCUAAUUAUUAGGGAGUAUUAAUGCUAAUUAUAUCAUUAUCAGCAGUAUUCUUGGUAGCAUUCAUGAUGCUGGGAAGGAAUCAAAUAAAGUCAAAGUGAUCUGCAGUUACAUUAGAGCUGUUUGAUGGGAUACUAUUUUAAAUAAAUAUUUUUUUAGCUUAUUUCACUGCUGUAAAAGUACCUGGUGUUGGCCUGAGCAGUUCAGCCUCUGGGGGUGCUGGUAGCAAAGUUUUCAGCAUGUGUUUGGUCUGUUCACUCAUUGACUAUAUUGAAAUUCUUCCUACAGGUGGAAAAGAACAGCAAGGCCAGGUAAGUUCCCAGUCAAUAACAGCUGCACACAGGGAAAUGGAAAGGAUGGUGCUCAGUUAUUGGUGCUCUUUUGUAUUUCCUGGAUAUUGUCAUUGAUGUCACGGUCACACUGUGCCCUGGGUUAAAAGAUUUGCUUGGAAAUUGCUUCAUGGAUCUCUUGGGUGUAUCAACAGUGAGAGAAAGUUGUUCAUUGUUACGGUAUGAGUAAUAAUCUGAAUUUUGGGAAGCAAUCCAAUGCCUGUUGCAGGAAGACAGAACCUGAACUGCUCUGGUUAGAUGGGUAUUGAGAGUGAGAACCUCAUUUGUUAUGACAGUCAGCGAAUUUGAGUUAAGCUGUGAUAGCUCAAGAUUUUGUCAGAGACCUUUCCAGGCAAAAUCACUUUUGAGUGUGGCUGAUUUGGUUUUAAGCUCGAAAUGGGUGGUUUUGUUCAGCUGAUGUUCUCUCUGUGAACUUUUCCAGCAGCAGGACAGAAAGGUCUCUACAAAAUGUCAAUCUGCAGUGCUCUACAUUUCUGGAGAACUCAGGUGUGCCAGUGGCACUUCAUGAGCUCUGUGCUGCUUCCACUUGGUUCGAGUAGCUACUCCAGACGAAUGAGACCUGAUGAUUUGGGUUUAGGUGGAACAGAAAUGCUCAUAUGAAAAAAAAAAUGGUGUAGAAUUUGGCUGUAAGUGUGGGAGUUCAUUGCUCAGCUACAUCACUCAACCACAGGGUACGACUCCUGGCAGAGCUCCAGCCACUUAGGUGGGAACUUGUUCCAGGAUUGCACUUCUUCCAGAGGCAUUUGCUUUUACAAUGUGGAUUUAUGUACACUAGGAAAUCAGGCUGCUGUGCACGGCAUAUUCCUAUUUUCCGAGUUUUCCUAGGCUUGAUUCUAAAUCUGGCUUCCUCAUAGCUGGGUUUCGCAGUGAAUUUAUGGAUGGAUGGAUUUAUGAAUGGGUGACACAGUACAACACAGUUGUUCUCCAUGGAAGAAAUGUAAAUCCGCACAAUAUGGAGCUUCACGACAGCUUUUUGUACAAAAAUUGCUGGUUUUUAAUACUGAUAUGAGUGGAAAUGCAGUUCCAUUUUCCAGUUCUUGAAAUAUUGCUGUUUUGAUUGGACAGGUGUAGCUGUGCCCCAGUUUGAAACCUGUUUGAGCUAGUGGAAGAACUGGAAUGUGCCUGGAACAAACCCUUGAGUGGGGAUGGGCUAGAGGCCCAAUUCUGCUCCCUUGGAGCCACUGUUGAAACACCACAUUUUGCUCAGUUUUAGUCAACAGACUUGAGUGAAGAGCAAAAGCUGAUCUCAGAAAAUUACAACACACAUUAAGUGGAUUCAAGUAUGUUGAGACAAGUGCUCCCUGUAACUAUUUCAGAAUAAAAUGAGUCAUGGCACAGAGAAAAUGGGUUUGUAUCAAUUUAGUAAUUUUUCUGAUUGACCUCACUCACAAAUUAAUGCUUUUGAUUUUAAAAUAAGAACAUUUGCAUCAAGACAAAUUAGUUUAGACCUAAUGUCAUUGGUAACCAACUAGCCAAGAAGAUUAUUAAUGUUACAAUUGCAAAUUAUUUGAAAACACUUUAUUAGUAUUACUUUUUACUUUGAAAGCAAGAAUAUUAACUAUUCCAACCCAGGCCAUUCUGUGAUUCUAUGAUUAACAGGCGCUGACAACUUUGUUUCAUAGAAUUAUUCUUAAAAUACCUUUUCCUUCAUCCUUAUAGUUCCCCAGUUGUAAAAGCAGGUGAUUCUCAUUUUUGUUGAGGUUGUUUGGGGCAGUUUGGGGUGUUCCUGAGGAGAGCAUUUGCUUUGCUACACACAGGGUUCCCCCAGGAGGUGAAACUUUCAGGUGAUCUUUGAUCACUGGGACUGUGUUUGGGAAACGCUCCCCUGUGGUGGCACUUUCUGUUAAAUUGGUUGACGCUGUGUUUUUCAGAAUGGUGUCAGGUGGAUCAUUUUUGGGCAAAAAUGACAGGAAAAGGCUCAGAGGAGCAGAGCCACUGGCAUUGCUGUAGGAGUGCUCUGUCCCACAUUCACGCUGGGCAGUCCCUGCAGGGUGGAUGUUGCAUCAACCAUUGUGUUUUUUGAAUGUUAAGGAUGUUCAUCUGAAGUGUGGGGUUAUUUUUAGGCGUCACGAAGAUGUACAUGAUAUACUCAGCUGUUGGGUGCCUGGAAAAGAAUAGAUACAAAUAGAGGGCAUAGCACGACAUAAAAUAUGAAUAACUCGCUGAAUCUUUAAUGUCCAUUUACUUUUUCUAACGUCUUUAUUUCUCUACCAGAAUUUUCUAAGUCUCUCAGAGAUAUCCUAUGAGUCCUGAAGAAAUAUUUUAGGAUAGCCAAGGGUUGAAUCUCUCAGUAUCUGGGAAUUCAAGCAAAGGCCACUUGUUUUUGUGGAGGAAUAUCCUGCCCAUGGCACGUGGCACAGCAAUCUGGCACCUUGCUGUAGCGUGGUGCCAGUGAGGGAGGUUCUCUGCAGCAAGGAGAUUUUCCAGGAGGGCCUGAAUGAUUCCAAACAGGGGUUCCUGAACUGUGAUAAAUCACUGCUGGAAUGGAAAAGACCUGAGAUGUGCUGCUGCUUCUGAUGGCACUGCCAUCCCUGCUGCUGGUGGUGGCACCUGGCACCACUGCCAAGGGGGGGACUCCUGUCACAGAAACCCUAAAAAAAACAACCAAGCAGCCAAAAAAAAAAGCAGAGGAAAUGUUUGGGAGUCUUUGUCCUGCAGGGACCAUCUCAUCUGAAGAUAAUGACUUUCUCCAGAUGUUCCAGUGGCAUUAAUAUACUGUUAUGGGAUUGUUAUGGUUUUUUUCUUUCUUUCCUCAGCUUUGCUUUGCUUUUCCAGAGACAGUACCUGGUUUAGGUGUUAAAGAACUGCAGGAAUGUGUUUGUUGAUAUUUUUUCAGACCAAAAUUGUUUAAAACUAAGUCUGUCACAGCAGACUGUCCUAAACUGAGAUGAGUUUUCUAGAAAGCUACAAAAACCUUUGGUUUUGUAUUCUCCAAGUUAUUAUAUGUGUGUAAAUAUAUAUAUAUAUAUAUAUAUAUAUAUAUAUAAUGUCCAUUAUCUGGAUAACCCUUGAACCGAAGUCUGUCAUUGAGCUUUAGUUUUGCAAAUCAAAGUUAAUUAAUGGUUUGUUUGUUGGUUUUUGGUUUUGUUUUUGUGGGGUUUGUUUGUUUCGAGGUUUUUGUUUGUUUGGGGGUUUUGUUUGGGUUUUUCUUGUUCUGUGAUUGUUUGGUUUGAUUUUAUUCUGAGUAUGACUGGAGAGAGGGAAACAUUGCAAAGUGUGAAAAUUCUCAUGAAGCUAUACUUUUUAAUAGGGCUUCUAAAUGUUAAUAUUUUUCUUUUCUUUGGAGAAGGAAGGAGUUAUGCUCAAAAGAGUACAGGCAUUGCCACUCAGCUUAGAGCUGAAAUGUGUUCACUCUGCCGUGUCCUGAGAGUGCCCAGGACAGUCUUGACUCAAAGGGAGGUGUAAGAAAUUCCCACUAGUGAGAUUCCAGGGUUGGAUUUGUCCAGCUAAUCUGCUCCACCCUGAGAAAUCCGGUCCCUGGGGUGCUGCACCACUGGAGGGACUGGUCCAGUGUGCACAGGGAGCACUUAGAAAAAUCAUGUUGUAGCGUUUUGCUGAAAAAAGGAGCUUUUAAAAAGCUGGGAAUUUAAUAUUUUGUCUCUGUUUUCUUUAGAAAACCCAUCCAGAGUUUUUCUGGUGCUGUUAAACUGCCCUGCAAGGGCACAUCUGAUCAGCUGUCCUCAAAGCACUGCUAAAAUAGAUGUGUAGCUAAUGCAUUUUUCUUAAUUAGAGAGCAAUUUCGUGUGGCAUCACUUCUGUUAUGUUUUCUUGCAGUGAUCCAAAACCCCUGGCUGCUUUGGAAAGUGGAUAGUAUUGGCAAGCAAAGAGAUAUGGCAAGUAAAGAGUGAUGUAUUUGCACCUCAAGACUUCCCUCUGCACCGACUGGAUUGCCCACCUGUAGCCUCCUCCCGAGGUUGGCCCUGGCGGUGCCACGGGCCCCGUGCUCCGCCAGCCCCUCCAAGCCAACCAAAGCCUGCUAAAGCCUUCAGAGCACAAAUCCCCCGGGGCAGAUGGAUCCCAAAGAGCUGCACUUCAGGGACAAAGAGGAGAUGCUCCUAGAAUGAGUUGCUGACAACUCAGAGAAGGGGUAACUGCCUCCCGUGUCGUUACUUCUUCUGGAACGGGGAGAUGGAAUGUUGUGGAAAUGCUGACACUGGGAUUGUACAGUGUAUGCACAUAUCCUGUGUGUGUAUCUAAGUCUGUAUCUAUGCUGUUAAAGUGUAGAAUUGGAUGGCUGGAAAGUUCUGGGGUGAGUGUUCAGGAGCAUGGCUUGCUAUGGACUGUUAUUAAAAUAUGGGCAUUUCGGUAACGAAGCUAAAAAUAGCCACUUUACGACCUACAUUCCCAAUGUAGGUCAGUGGAGGCACUUCUCAGACAUAUUAGCAUUUUGGACACUUAAUCUUAGCAGCAUAUUGCAUCUCCUAGAAUAGGUUAGUAGAGGCAAGGCAGGAGGAAUUGCUGCAUCUCGAGUCGUUCCGAAAGGUUGCCAAAUUUCUCGGGAACCAGAGCGGCAGAAUAAUGAGGAUUAUAUUUAAUUUGGGAUGGAGAGGCAACCGUGGGGUGUUCAGCAGAGGCAGCUGGGAUCAUCUUGGCUCUGUGGGGGAGGGAGAAUUUAUAACUCUAGCUAGCUAAAAAGCAAGCUGUGUGUGCAAUUGUGUGUAUAUAUAUAUAUUUAUAUAUAUGUAUAUACAAAUCUGUGUAUGUGUAUAUAACACCGUGUGUAUAUAUGUACGUAUGUAUAUGCUUAAAAAUGUAUAAAAUGUGUAUCUAUAGAUAUGUAUACAUUUAUAUGAAUUUAUAUUUCUCUAUAUAAAUAGUCAUGCAACUAUGGGAACUCACAGUUCAGUGGUGUGUCCUCUCUCCUUAAAACACAACAAAAAGCUGCUUCCAUUAAUAUCAUAUUGGCACAAGUGUCUUAAGUUUUCUUUUCUCCUUAGAAAAGGAGUGGUGCUUGUGGCUGAGCACAAGCCUGGAAGGGUUUGACACUUCCAGAGGACUCAGAGUAAAUCAUUAUCUGCUCCACAGCUGUUCUGCAUUUGUGACAUAAAGCAGUGGCCAAAAUGACUCAGGGCUGGUUUCAUAGUGGGUUGUUGACUGUUUGGAAGCCUCUGUUAUGCUCAUGGAGUUUUGAUGGUGAAAUGUCUGCACUGAUAAUUAUUCUGAUUGCUGUUAAUGCCCAGCUAAUGCUAAUGGCUUGAAUAGAGGAAAAAGGAUGAAUUUUCUGCUCUAAAGUAAGUUAUCUGAAGUCUGAUUACGUUGAUUCAGUGAUGUAUGGAUUUCCAUUUAGGGGCAGGAUGUUGGGCUGUAAAUCAAGAAUCUUAGCUCAGUGAACAUCUAGUUUGGGAUGUCUUUUAUGUUGUAAUUGAUUUUAAAUCAUUUCAAUUCAUCAUCAGAACAAGCUAUACCUUAAUUCAUGAUAAGCUCAAAGGAUCUCUCAGCUGGAAACCCGUUCAUGUCAGGGUGAAUUUUGCACUUGUCUUCAGUGGGGUUGAAUCAGUUCAGAGAGUUUCAUUCAGCGCUGGCGAAAAAAGCAAUCUGGUAGCUGUGCAACUAUUAAUUCAAACUGUAAUUUUGCAAUAAAAGCAGCCUAAAAAUGA
This is a messenger RNA of Myiozetetes cayanensis, 14125 nucleotides long. RefSeq names its product SLIT and NTRK like family member 3 (gene SLITRK3). The record is from RefSeq and is a predicted model, not a curated record. Gene Ontology annotation, cellular component: GABA-ergic synapse; postsynaptic density membrane. Gene Ontology annotation, biological process: axonogenesis; positive regulation of synapse assembly; regulation of presynapse assembly. NCBI's taxonomy places the organism in Eukaryota, Metazoa, Chordata, Aves, Passeriformes, Tyrannidae. Gene Ontology annotation, molecular function: protein binding.